Molecule: messenger RNA, 303 nt
Organism: Mytilinidion resinicola
Lineage: Eukaryota; Fungi; Ascomycota; Dothideomycetes; Mytilinidiales; Mytilinidiaceae
Exons: 3
Coding region: 1-303 (100 amino acids)
Biological process (GO): translation
Cellular component (GO): ribosome
Molecular function (GO): structural constituent of ribosome
Source: RefSeq, a predicted model, not a curated record
AUGCUCCCCCUCCUCCUCCUCCUCCCCCUCCGCCAAACCCUCUUCGCGCCCUCCUCCGCACCCUUCUCCCGCCUAUUUACCACACGCGCAAUCUCGACCUCGACAUCACUAUGGCGCCCGAGCAUUACCGCAAGGACUGGAGCGGGAGCCGUGUCGGCGGUGUUUGGUCAGACGAGGGGGAUGAAGGUGCGGAGUUCGGUGAAGAAGCUUUGUGACGGGUGUAAGAGUGUACGAAGGAAGGGCGGGAAGUACGUGUACAUCAUUUGUGAUAAGAAUCCAAAGCACAAGCAGAGGCAAGGAUAA